This is a messenger RNA of Gambusia affinis (western mosquitofish), 4485 nucleotides long. RefSeq names its product seizure protein 6 homolog. NCBI's taxonomy places the organism in Eukaryota, Metazoa, Chordata, Actinopteri, Cyprinodontiformes, Poeciliidae. Gene Ontology annotation, biological process: regulation of dendrite development; synapse maturation. The record is from RefSeq and is a predicted model, not a curated record. Gene Ontology annotation, cellular component: dendritic spine; endoplasmic reticulum; neuronal cell body. Bases 284 to 3355 code for a protein of 1023 amino acids. The transcript has 16 exons.
UCCCACAGCCAGGAAUCCGCUUACCGCUUGUCCAAAUUAAAACAGGACCUCAGCGAUCCACUUGAUUAUUCCCGACCCUCUUCACUCAGCGAAUUAUUCCAGGAAGCAGAACGGUUUUGUAAAUCCUCGCCUUGCUCAUAUAUAUAAACAUAUAUAUAUUUUUCUCUGUCGUUCGCCGGCCACUGGAAGUACCUCUGUUAUUCUUUUUUUUCCCCUUCUUUUUGUAACACACGGACGUUCAGUUUCACGCCGGGAGGAAAGGCAAACCUCGACUUUCGCCGACAUGUGCAUGAGACGUUGCUGCCAGUUUAAGACUCUAUUUGCGGUUGUGGCUCUCGCUGCUGUAAUCGCUCAAAUCCACGGAGAAGGUCCAAAAGAAAUUAACAGCAUCAGUAAGAAGGCGUUGGAUGGAGACAGGAACCUCUUCACUCACUUACCCACACAAGACAGAGAAAGUGAAGUUCACUCAGUCACCACUGUCUCACCAAUGAACAUGCCCAACCACCGGCCUAUGCUCAAGGGUCUGCUGCUUAAUGAACACCUACUCACAAGAGACUUCCAGGGAGACCAGCAUUUUUUCAAGAAGGAUGGCUCUGUGGCUGGAGACCCCACCAUGCCCGGUUUUGUCUCGGCUCCAAAUGCGGGCGACACUGUCACUCAAAUCGUGGCCCACAAGGAUGCCCCGGCCUUCUCAGACAUUGCCACUACUGCCACGGAGCCUGCCACCUCUCCGCUUACCACAUUCUCUCCAACAACACCAGGGCCGCCCGUAUCUCUCCCUCUGAAGAAAUCACCCAAGGAGAAGAUGAAGGACUCAGGCGACUUAGAGCCAACAACAGAUUCCCUCACUACUCAAGUGACACCAUACAGCAGAGGGCCAGGCACUCCAGUGGCUAUGUUAUCCUCAAAGGAAAGACAAUUUCCCAUUGAUGCCACAAAUGGACCCUUUUCAACAAUUAUGAAGAAAGACCAGGCCAGAGAGAAAUUGAACCCCGAUCAUCUGAUCUCUAAGCUUCCUUUGUCAUUUCAAGAACAAGAUCCCAGCUCAGCAUCUACGACCGUCAUCACAACUAUCAUCACCACAAUGCAAACAUCAGAGCCAUGCAGCAUGAAUUUUACCGAGUCCGAGGGCAACAUUGAAAUCCAGCAGCAUGUCGACCCUGGGGUGGAAUGCACCUACUUGAUUACUGUCUACCUAGGAUAUGGCAUUGAGGUUCAGGUACUAAAUGUGAGCGUGAUGGAGGGAGAGCAGAUAACAGUGGAGGACACAGGUGGUCAAGAACCUUUCAUCCUCGCCAAUGAGUCAGUGCUGAUGAGGGGCCUUGUUCUUCGCAGCUGGAGCAACCAGAUCUCGAUUCGUUUCCGUGGCAAUCAGCAGCUCAAUUCAGGAUUCCUCCUGCUGCAUUACCAAGCUUUUGUGCUCAGCUGUACAUUCCCCAAAGAGCCCGCGGGUGGAGAGGUUUCAGUGACCAAUCUCCAUGCUGGUGGGGAGGCCUACUUCAGUUGUUUUACUGGAUACAAGUUGCAAGGUCCCAAAAUGCUCACAUGUCGCAAUGCAACUACACCCUACUGGAGUGGAAAAGAACCUCAAUGCGUAGCAUCCUGUGGGGGGAUGAUAAAGAAUGCCACCUAUGGCCGUAUCGUCUCUCCUGGUUUCCCUGGCAACUACAGCAACAAUCUGACUUGCCACUGGGUACUGGAAGCCCCCGAAGGCCACCGUCUUCACAUUCACUUCGAGAAGGUCGCUCUGGCAGAAGAUGAUGACAGGCUGUUGAUAAAAAAUGGGAACAACAUUGACUCUCCUCCUGUAUACGACUCCUACGAAGUGGAAUACUUGCCAAACGAGGGCGUGCUCAGCACCGGCCGUUACUUGUUUGUGGAGUUCACCACAGAUGGGACGAUGACAUCCACUGGAGCAGCCAUCAGAUACGAAGCUUUCGCAAAGGGGAUGUGCUAUGAGCCUUUUGUAAAGUAUGGCAACUUCAGCAGCAGUGACUCCACCUACAGCAUGGGAGCGGUAGUUGAAUUCUCAUGUAAUCCUGGCUACACACUGGAGCAAGGUUCCGUAGUGAUUGAGUGCGUUGAUUCUCAAAACCCACAGUGGAACGAGACGGAACCCGCCUGCAGGGCUGUGUGCAGUGGAGAGAUCACAGAUUCUGCUGGCGUGGUGUUGUCUCCUAAUUGGCCCGAGGCCUACGACAAGGGGCAGGACUGCAUUUGGGGCAUCCAUGUGGAAGAGGACAAAAGGAUCAUGCUUGACAUCCAAGUUCUCAAUCUGGGUAAGAACGACCAACUUACAUUCUACGAUGGUGACGACCUGACGGGCAACAUCCUGGGCCAAUACAGCGGCGCACGGCCGCACUUCAAACUCUACACAUCCAUGGCCGAUGUCACUAUUCAGUUCCAGUCCGAUCCUGCCACUAACAUCUACGGCUACAACAACGGCUUUGUAGUUCACUUCUUUGAGGUGCCAAGGAAUGACACUUGUCCUGAACUGCCGGAGAUCUCCAACGGCUGGAAGAGCACAUCCCACCCCGAUCUCAUCCAUGGCACAGUGGUCACCUACCAGUGCUACCCGGGAUUUGCGUUGGUAGGCUCCGAGAUCCUCAUGUGCCAGUGGGAUCUUACUUGGAGUGGCGACGUGCCAAAGUGUGAUGAAGUCCUGACGUGCCGAGAUCCAGGAAACGUGGAGCACAGUCGGAAGGUGAUCACAGGCCCCCGCUUCAACGUCGGCUCCACCGUGCAGUUCGUCUGUAACAAAGGCUACGUUCUGUCUGGCUCCAGUCUCCUCACCUGCAACAACCGGGAUUCAGCAGUACCCAAGUGGAGCGACAGACUGCCCAAGUGUGCCCCUGAGAAGUACGAGCCUUGCAGAAACCCCGGUGCAGCUUCCACCAGCAUCCAGAGCUCUGAAAAGGCCUUUUAUCAAGCGGGUGAGAUUCUUACGUUCUCCUGCGCUGCAGGCUACGAGCUGCGGGGUGGUGCCACCAUCUAUUGUGUCCCCGGACACCCGUCACAGUGGAACAGCACUCCUCCUGUCUGCAGAGCAUCCUCAGCGCAGUAUGUGAAUCAACGAAGGCUUGAUGUUGUUAGUAUGGAUUACAGCAUGGAGGGGACCAAUAUUACCCUUGCAGUUUUUAUUCCAACUGCAAUCGUCUUGGUGAUUGUUUUGGGGAUUUAUGUCUACUUUGCGAAACUUCAAGGGAAAUCAGUCAGAAUGCCGACAUCCUCUCCACCGUAUGACAACAUGACGGAAGAGUCGGCUUUCGACAACCCUAUUUAUGAAAGUGGAGUAAGUACGGAUGUCAUGAGCAUGCAGGACGUUGAUUCGCAGAACACCAGUGUGCUGUCCUGAUCCUCCUCCAUCCCGCCGCUGUCAUCUCAACGUCAUCUCAUUUCACGCCAGCAGAGGGCACCUUCACCCUCCAUCGCCAUCAGUAUCAUCAGUGAGGGCAAAUACUGAGCAUUGUGAUAUAAUUUGCCUGUUGGGAUAUUCCAUACUUCAUUUCUGUAUAGUGGCAUUUUUCAUCUUUCUGUUCCCUAUUACAAUUGUAAUGUUGUUCAUUUUGAAGUCAUUCCACUUUAUCUAACCAGAUUGAUAAAUGAUCAUAAAGCCCCGUCUGGGAAAUUUAAGUUGCAUUUCCAUACUCUGCCUGCCUUUGCUUGCUUACGUCAUCUUGCCACAAAUACACACAACAUAAUACACUGUCAUGCAAAGGUGGUAAUAAUAAUAACAUAAUAAUAUUUAAUUUUAUUUAUAAUGCCCUUUACAUGUCAAAUUGAAGACUUAAAGGGCAAGUAUUCAUGUCUUUUCAACUAUUUCACAUACAUAUUAGUGAAUUACAACGACAGACCUUCAUUAAUAUUUGUAUUAUUUUGCAUGAAAGACCAACACAAACUAGAGUACACAAAAUCUUUCAUUGGUUGUCAAGUUUGUUUGCACUUACAUCCAGCCCUCUUACUCCAAAAUCACCAAGCAACCACCUUUCAAGAUUUGGUUUAGUAAAACACAAGUCAAAAGUAUUGUAUUAUGAUGAAGUUUUUUUUGUUUGUUUGUUUUACUAUUACAAAUACAAAUGCAAUCUUUGUUUCUGUGGUACGUAUUUGUAUGUAGCCCAUUCUUCUCUGAUACCAAUUACAGUCGAGUACCUAUAUGCAUUCGGAUGUUAUUUUAUCAGAAAAAAUGAAAUUGGUUGCACUGGAUUUUUCUGUUGGUGCUGGAGUAAAAGGGGCAAUAUAUACGUGCACAUUAGUUUGUUUUAGUACAAAAGUUUAAAAACCUUAAAUUAUUUCCUUUAACUUCACAAUCAUCCACUAUUUUGUUUUAAGACGCAUUACAAUCCAGUUUGUGGUUGUAACAUGAUAAAUCCCUACAAGUUCAAGUGGUAGGUAUACUUUUACAACUUCUGUUUUAAUGUAAGGCUAAACAGCACACAGCUAUUGCUGUUAUUUGUAUUAGCAGUUUUAAGCUUUCCCCAUUAUUCU